CGUUAGCCGCUAAGCUAACGAGCUGUGCGUGCCGCGGACUCGAAAGUCGAGCACAAAACAUUUGCAAGGUCAAAAUAUUCUUGAAUGAUUCCAGGAGCGCUGAAGAUGACGACCGAGCAAAGUGCCCACCUGAGCGUAAGGGGAUGAGCAUGAAGCCGAGUGACAUGAACGCUCGCCUUGAGGACGCCCUGUCCCGCAUCGCCGUGGAAACACAAGAGAUACAAGAGCUGGAGCAGCAGUUGACGGAUGGGCAGAUCUUGGCCAAUGAGCUCCUGCAGAAGGACCUGGAGGGGAUCCUCAGUGGACUUCAGGAAUAUCUCCGAGGACUUCGACUUAAGGCCAGUGAGCUGCAGGCUGAGAAUGAAAGUCUUCAGCGCCACCUGGAGGAUGCUCAGAGACGCCGCAAGAAGCUGGAGGACACGGCCCGGGUUUGUGAUCAGAAGAUGGCGGCCCAGCAGGAGGCGCUGGCGGCGCUGAAGUCGGAGGCCCAGGUGCUGAAAUGGCAGAAGGCGGGUCUGGAGGCGGAGCUGAAGGAGAUGAGGGAGGAGCUAAACCAGCAGCUCACACUGGGACAGCAGACCAAAACCAGAACCAGCGUGGCGCAAACCCAGCAACAAAUGGCCAGACUGCAGGACCAGCCGGACCACAAUCGCAUUGCCCAACUCGAGGACCGUGUGACCCAAUACCAGAACCACAUAACCCAACUACAAGAACAGUCUUCCGAGCACCACAAGCACAUAGACCAGCUCGAAGACCAGCUGACCCGAUACCGGAAGCGCAUCACCCAACUUGAACAUUCUCUGGCCCACCACCACAAGUGUGUCACCCGGGCGGAAUCUCCGUCAACGGCAAGUGUCGUCAACGCCAGGACGCCCGGAAUGGGGCGGGCUUGCCGCCUGUCGGGGGGCGCCAACGGCAAACCGAAACCCCACGCAGACAGGAGCGUGUUGCAGCUGUGUGAGGAGGUUCAGUGCGUGGAGCAAACCCUUCACAAGAGACGAGCCGAACUUCGCGAGGCCGACAGACGCUUGAUGCACGUGCACGCGCGUUUCCAUAGCAACCAGGCCGCGUCCCAGCACAGCGCCACCACUCUGAAGCAGAUGGCACUGCGCCUCAGAGCCCUGCGGGAUGAGGAGGCGGAGCUUAGGAGGCGGACCAGGGCGGAGCAUCAGCGGUUGAGAGCAGUGGAGGCGGAGCUCAGUGACAGGGAGUCAGAGUCCCAAGAACUCUGCACCACAGUGCACAUGGCCACAUGCAGACUAGCUGAGCUUGUGCGUGCGUGUCAGGAGGCUGAUGCAUGCUUGGACCGGACCCUCACUCAGGUGGAGCGGGCAAAGGCGGACCUUCAGGGCAUGGAGGCGGAGCAUCGCAGACUCAAGCGCUGAGUGUCGCUAUCUGAUCCGAGUGCUACACCGCAGCAAUGACGUCUAUGAGGAAACGCCGCUCAGUGCAAACUCGCCGUUUGGCUGCGAACGUCCCAAACUUCUUUUUGAAGUGCGGCGGGAGGAAACAGGAUGCGGAGCGCACGCGUGACUUGGAACGUGGGACGCCGACGGCUCACGUCCGACGGGAUCAGCUCUUCUCCUUCGCCGCGGUGAUUGUUGCCAGGCAACUCGCCACCUCGGGAGCACAACAGCUCGCGUCCACCUGCUCCAGCGCACACUGACACACACGCACACACAUUUAUUGUGUUAGCACGUUAGCGCUGUGCUUUAAAAACACACACGCACACAGAGUUGAGGCAACAUGCUAGCGAGUUAGCAGAUUAGCACCUGCAAGUGUCCGUGGGCGGCGGCGUCCAGCAGCGCGAGGCAUCGAGCGGCCCGGCGGCUCAGCUGACGGGCGACGUCGCGGCGGAGGCUCGCCUCGGACGAAGUGUCCACCACCAGGCGCAGCAAACACGGCAGCCACAGGUUGACGCUACCCGCUAACCUGCGGGUGGUGACGUUGGCGCUCAGCAAGGUAACGUUCCAGUUACUUGUUUGAGCAUUUUCGCAACACCUUCUGAAACUAUCCUAUUGUUGUUUUGUUUAGUUUUGCUGCAAAUCUAUUAUAAACGUAAUUUUUUAAUCA
Messenger RNA from Hippocampus zosterae (dwarf seahorse), 2073 nucleotides. RefSeq names its product centriolin-like. The transcript has 12 exons. The coding region runs from base 144 to 1385 and encodes 413 amino acids. The record is from RefSeq and is a predicted model, not a curated record. NCBI's taxonomy places the organism in Eukaryota, Metazoa, Chordata, Actinopteri, Syngnathiformes, Syngnathidae.